Thalassophryne amazonica is the source of this 2506-nucleotide messenger RNA. Its product is annotated as protein Tob1-like. The record is from RefSeq and is a predicted model, not a curated record. Gene Ontology annotation, molecular function: transcription corepressor activity. The transcript has 2 exons. Bases 499 to 1518 code for a protein of 339 amino acids. NCBI's taxonomy places the organism in Eukaryota, Metazoa, Chordata, Actinopteri, Batrachoidiformes, Batrachoididae. Gene Ontology annotation, cellular component: nucleus; cytoplasm. Gene Ontology annotation, biological process: regulation of gene expression.
CAGGAGGGGAUUAAGUUGCAAAACUCCCGAGGCGGAGGGAGCCAUAUUGCAAUCCUGCUGAAAGAGGGAACUUGACAACAACAACAACAAUAAUAAUAAUAAUAAUAAUAAAAAAAAACCUUAAAAAUAGAAAACGAAGCAAACCUUUGGACAUCUUCAUGUACUGGAUUUUUUUUGUUUUAUUUUGUUUUUUGUAAUAUCGAUACUAUACGCGAAGAAAGUGUAACUUUUUUUUUUUUGCACUAUAAUUAACGGUACUACAGAACUACUGAGAAUCCUAAUUUAUCACUACAAAGAAACAAAUUAUCACACUCUGUGGAAGGACGCAGCACAGACACAACCAGCACUUUUUGAACCUGUUUCAUCGAAGUUCUGGUUCCCACACCUCAUCCUGCCUGCCUGGAGAGCAUCUGUGUUGUUGCAAAGCACAGAUAAACAAAUUGGCCCCAGUGGAUACGUUCAAGGUUAGACGCACCUGGGAAACUUCAGCAGUCAGCUAUGCAGCUAGAAAUCCAAGUAGCUCUCAACUUUAUCAUCUCGUACCUGUACAACAAGCUGCCACGGAGACGGGUCAACAUUUUUGGGGAGGAACUGGAGAGGCAGCUGAAGCAGAAAUAUGAGGGACACUGGUAUCCAGACAAGCCAUACAAGGGCUCAGGAUUCAGAUGCAUCCAUGUGGGAGAGAAGGUAGACCCUGUGGUGGAGAAGGCAGCCAAAGAGAGCGGGCUGGACAUUGACGACGUCCGUAACAACCUGCCCGAGGACCUCAGUGUGUGGAUCGAUCCAUUUGAGGUGUCCUAUCAGAUUGGGGAGAAGGGGCCAGUCAAAGUGCUGUAUGUCGAUGACAGCAACGACAGUGGAGCUACCAGUGGGGUGCUUGAUCUGGACAAGGAGAUCAAGAACAGUUUUAAUCCUGAUGCACAGGUCUUCAUGCCCAUUAAUGAAGCACUUAAUGGCACUUCUCCAUGCUCCAGCUCACCUUCUCCUCCUUUUGGUCACUCAGCAGCGGUCAGCCCCACCUUCAUGCCCAGAUCCACGCAGCCUUUAACCUUCACAACAGCCAGUUUUGCUGCCACCAAGUUUGGCUCCACAAAGAUGAAGAGCAGUGGACGCAGUAACAAUGGCAACAGCAGUACUGGGAACAAGGUGACACGUACCUCUCCCACCAACCUGGGCCUGAAUGUGAACAGUCUCCUGAAACAGAAAGCCAUCUCCACCUCCAUGCACUCUCUGUAUGGGUUGGGCCUUGGAACCCAACAACAGCACCAGAAGUCCUCAGCCCUGUCUCCCAAUGCCAAGGAGUUUGUGUUCCCGAGCCUUCAGGGCCAGGGCAGCCAGAGUGCUCUCUUCCCCAGCGACAGCUCGCUAGGCCUCAACCCUCUGCAGUACAGCAAUGCCUUCGAUGUAUUUGCGGCCUAUGGUGGCCUUAACGACAAGUCCCUUAUGGAUGGCUUGAAUUUCAGCUUGAACAACAUGCAGUAUUCUAACCAGCAAUUCCAGCCAGUUAUGGCCAACUAGUACACAUAAAGGUACUACUUAAGCUACUACUACAACACACAGAAAUGACCAGAGAUAAUGUGAUUUUUGGGGAGGAUGGGAAUAAGUCCACAUUUUGAAAAUGAAAAAAAAAAAAAACAGAACCAAGAAGAGAAUGUUAAGGAUGAAAUGAAAAUGACUUGUGAACUGUAAGAUCUGUAUUACGAGUCCAAACAUAUGAGCCCGAGGGUGAAUGACUUUGCCCCCUUGAGUUACCCCCCACCCCCACCCCCAACAUUGAAACUUGUAGUACAAGAUGUCCAAGCUUGGUUACCUAAACUUUAACUUUUACAUGCACCAUUGUUUUUCUUUUUCCAGUUUUUUUUUUUUUUUUUUUUUUUUUGCCAACCAAGCACAAUACAUUUUUUUAUUUGACUGUUUUAUGAUCAUAAAAAAGGAAAAAAAAAAAAAACACAAGUCAUGGCCUCUUUCAGUAUUUAAACUGGACACUGCCAAUUUGUCGAGAAAUUGGCAUUAAUAAGUGGGAUUUUCUGGUCUUUUUUUCUAAUUGUAUAAUUUAAUUUAGUACAGAGUUUGUAAAAUAUCAGAGUAUCUAUUGUUUUUACAACAUGGUAUUGCAUUUAUAUCUUUUUACUACUCCAGUGAUCUGUGAUGGCUGCAGCAACUUUGUUUUUUAUGGAAAUUAUAAAAUGAAUCCAUCUUAUAUAUAUAUAUAUUAAAGAAAAAGAAAAACAUUGACUAUUUGAAAGAUUGUAUACAGAAUAUUCCAUAGUGGUGGGAUUUAAAGAAUAUUUGCUUUUUUUGGAAAAACAUAAGAGUUGUAUUUUCUGUUAAAAAUUUAAAGAUUUUUGCUAUAUUAUGGACAAAAUGUAAUCGUAUAUUAAUUUUGUACCUACAUUGUGCAAUACUAGAUAAAACAAACUGUAUAACAAAGUAUUCGGCGUCUGUGUCUUUCAUGUUCAGAGGGACUGGUAGUUUCAUACGUUUGUAUUAAAACCUUUGAAAAUGA